Leptopilina boulardi is the source of this 5128-nucleotide messenger RNA. RefSeq lists its product as uncharacterized. Bases 529 to 1872 code for a protein of 447 amino acids. Lineage: Eukaryota; Metazoa; Arthropoda; Insecta; Hymenoptera; Figitidae. The record is from RefSeq and is a predicted model, not a curated record. The transcript has 9 exons.
UCCAACGCAAUCGACGGGCGGUGGUUGGUGGUUUUCGGUCCCAACCAACAGUCGUCUCAGUCAUUAUCGUGCCAGCACGACAUUCGUUACUAACAUAACAUUUAUUUAUCUAUCACUCGUGUUUUUUUUUAUUUGUUACGCGCACUUAAUGAAAUUUUGUUUACAAAGUGAAAAAGAACCAAUAAAUUUUCUUUAUUUUCUUCUAUUUUUUUUAACCUAAAAAAUGUGAUGAGUGUAAAUUCCAAACAGAAUUUACCGGAAAGAAAUUUCCGCUUAAAUACUUAAAAAAAAGAAUUUAUUUACGAAAUGACGCAUCUUCAACAGAUAAUCGACGAAAAUAUAACAUGAUAGAACUAUGGAUUGUCUUCUAUUUGCAAAAUUAAAUGUCAAUUUUCAUGUGUGAAUCUACAGGUGUUGAAGAAAACCAGUUCUUUAUAUAUAGUGACAGGCUGGUUGUCUUCACAAGAAUAAGAUAGUAUAUUUUUAUUGGUGUGAAAGUUAAACGAAAAAAAAAAAAAAAAAUUUAUCAUGAAAAGGACAAUUAUUCGAGGGACAUCCCUGGCGAUGUUGUCAAAUACAUGGUGGUUACUUGUUAUUCUCGGUGUCAGAGAGUUACAGGUCAGCGGACAAUUGCUGGACACAGAAUUCCAACCAACAGUGACGGCAACAUGUAAAGCUGGUCAUAUGACCAUUCAUGUAAAUCUAAAUCAAAGUUUUGUGGGUGCUGUUCAUGCUCGAGAUUUUCGAACACCACAAUGUAUGGUUCCAGGAAAUGGAUCGAAUCACGCCACUCUUGGAAUAAAUCUUUUUGCCAGUAAAGGCUCGCCGGAUUAUUGUGGCGUUCUUGUUAAUAAUCACACGGAAGAAAGAUCAGUUCCUAUAGCAGUAAGAAUACAUGGAACAUUAGAAUUAGCAGAUGAUAAAUUUUACGUGAUUACUUGUGGCAAGGCGGGAUUUAAAAAUGCCAAAAAUGAGACUUCUUUGGUCUCUCUACGACUUCUGGAUGGAACUCGUCGGAUUCAAACUGCCUAUAUUGGUCAGAAUUACACUCUUCAGGCAGAAAUCUCACGACCCGAUGGAAUGCAUGGUAUACGCGUCAAGAAUUGUUUUGCUUUCAACAAAAAGAACGAUUCCCAAGGUCUGCUAGACGAUAAAGGGUGUCCAAUAAUAGAGAAAAAACAAGUGAUGACGAAAUUCAUAUACGAUCGAAACACGGGAUUUGCCGAAGCAACCUUGUUCUCAAUGUUCAGAUUUCCAGACAGUAGUACACAAGUUCAUUUUCAAUGCGACAUCGCAGUCUGUAAAGGAACUUGCGCAACUCCCGUUUGUGAAGGAGAUGAUGAGUUUUUAAUAAAAGGAUUCAACAAAGGACAAAAUACUGCAGACGAAGAUGCAGUCCUUGUCGCAAGUACGAGUGUCUUUGUCCUUGAACCUGGAGAACCACCUGUAUUGCCUUCGACUUACGAAGACGGUAGUGUUCAUCCAGCCUGGUUGCUCUGGCUUGCUGUUGCACUUGGCAUUUUGUUCCUCAUUAUGCUUAUCAUUAACAUCUGCCUUUGUUCAGCAAUGUCUUGUACUUGCACGCGAACAGAAGUCAUAGAAAAGGAGCCUUCAAUCAUUGAGGAUUACGAUCCUUAUAGAAGUUGGCAUGGUUCUCAAUAUGGAUCAAGGUAUUCUUUGAAUGGUAAACCCGGCUAUGCUUCCGGCGGAUCCACAAUGAAUUCUACGAGAUCCAUAUCAACGAAUAGUGAUCACUACGCCAUUGUUCACUCGAGACCUGGAAGUAGAUAUUCUGGUCCGGGACACAAGCAUCACCACCAUCAUCACAGAGGACCACCUUCUAACAUUGGCUCUCAUUAUUCCGGAAAAUAGUGCAUCUGAAUAAAAGCAAUUGAACAUCCGUAUAAAAUAAAUUAAAAAGGCUAUCCACUAAAAAAAAAAAAUGAAGCUGAAGCUGGCACCUACUUAUUAGCACCCAUUUAAUUUUUGAAAUAUUCAAGUUGGUAUUAAAACAAAAGAAUAUCAUUUGUCAAAAAUCUCAAACAUCAAAACGAAUGUAUAUAAUUCAAAGGUUAUUCAUUAGAAAACAAAUGAAUAACAAGAAAAAAUAUCAAAAAAGAAUUUAAAUAUUUUUUAAAAUAAAUAAUGAAAAUAAUAACGACAACAUUGAAAUUUACAAUAACAAAUGAUUCUUUUAUUAUUAAUUAAUAAAUGCAUUUAGAAAUAGGAAAAAUAUUAUUACUUUUUUUAAAAUAAGUAGAAGUUAAAGAAAAAUAAUUUAAUUUUUAAAAGAUUUUCCGUUCAACUUCUACGAAAAAUUUUUAAUUUUUCUCGACAAUAAAAUUUAACAGUUCCCAAUUUUUUUCAGUCUUUUGGGGAUUAAAAGAAGUUUAAAAAAAAUUGUGAUCGCGAGACUUAGAUUCCAAACGAAAUUUCCAAGAUUUAACGUUGAAAAUUCGAGAAAAAAAUUCCAAUUUCUGCCUUGAAUAAAAUUUAACGGUUUACAAUAUUUUUUUAGUCUACUGUGGACCCAAUGAAGCUAAAAAAAAAUUGCGACCGCGGGACUCGAACUCUGGGAGAAAUUGGAAUUUUUUUUCCCCAAUUAUGGAAGAAAAAUCUCUGUAAUUUCGUCCAGAGUUCGAGUCCCGCGGUCGCAAUUUUUUUUUAGCUUCCUUGGGUCCCCAGUAGACUAUAAAAAUAUUGGAAACAUUUAAAUUUUAUUCAAGGCAGAAAUUGGAAUUUUUUUUCUUAAAUUAUGGAUGAAAAAUCUCUGUAAUUUCGUCCAGAGUUCGAGUCCCGCGGUCGCAAUUUUUUUUUAGCUUCCUUGGGUCCCCAGUAGACUAACAAAAUAUUGGGAACCGUUAAAUUUUAUUCAAGGCAGAAAUUGGAAUUUUUUUCUCGAAUUUUCAACGUUAAAUCUUGGAAAUUUCGUUUGGAAUCUAAGUCUCGCGAUCACAAUUUUUUUUAAACUUCUUUUAAUCCCCAAUAGACUGAAAAAAAAUUGGGAACUGUUAAAUUUUAUUGUCGAGAAAAAUUAAAAAAUUUUCGUAGAAGUUGAACGGAUAAUCUUUUAAAAAUUAAAUUAUUUUUCUUUAACUUCUACUUGUUUUAAAAAAAGUAAUAAUAUUUUUCCUAUUUCUAAAUGCAUUUAUUAAUUAAUAAUAAAAGAAUAAUUUGUUAUUGUAAAUUUCAAUGUUGUCGUUAUUAUUUUCAUUAUUUAUUUUAAAAAAUAUUUAAAUUCUUUUUUGAUAUUUUUUCUUGUUAUUCAUUUGUUUUCUAAUGAAUAACCUUUGAAUUAUAUACAUUCCUUUUGAUGUUUAGAUUUUUGACAAAUGAUAUUCUUUUGUUUUAAUACCAACUUGAAUAUUUCAAAAAUUAAAUGGGUGCUAAUAAGUAGGUGCCAGCUUCAGCUUCAUAAAAAAAAAAGCCCCAGAGAGGAUUUUAAACAAUAAGUGCAAUUCUUUAUUUUAAAUAAUGCGCAUGUGUUAUCUUAUCGUAACGUAUUUACUCUUUUUUUUAAAUCGUUUUAGUUUCCUCUAAAUACAUUCCGAAUAGAAAAAUUCUUUUUUGUACAUAUUUAAAAAAAAAAAUACACUCAAAGAAGUGUUUAAUUUUCCUUCUAUUCUUAAUUAUUCGAAUGAAAAUGAAAAAAUUUCUAUUAUUGCAAAUUAUCUUGCCGAAAUUUAUUUAAUGUCUCUGUUUUACAUAUUAGCUACAUGUGUUUUUUAAUGAUUGCUAGAAAAAAACAAAAAAAAAUUUUUAAUUUUUUCAAGAUUCUUAAUAAUAUGUAAAGAAUAGAAAGAUCAUUGAAAAAUAGAUCUAAUCAGUGAAACAGAAACUGUGUGUACUUAUUCAUUUAUAUAUAUAUAUAUAAUUUAUCUAUCAUUUUUCAUUACAUUCUUAAUGUAUUUUAAACAUUCAUUGAAACGCGUAUUAACUUUGUUGUACUUUAACAAUGUCAGACUGUGGACUAGAUAAUAUCUAAUAAUUUGUAUGUUUGUGAAAAGUAUGUAAUAUGUAAUUCUUUUGUUUACUUUGUUUUUUCAUUUUUACAUCUGCUUAUAUUCUAUUCCAUAAGUACGUCGAAAAAUUGGGAAAUAAUUACAGUACUGUCACACCUCAAGUGUAUACUCUUUCAAAAUUUAUUUUGAAAGUAAAAAGAAAUUUCACUAAAGAAAAGUUUAUUUUUACUUUUUGAAUUUUUUUAAAUUACAAUUAAAAUUUAUUUAAAUUUAAUAAAUUAUAAAUUAAUAAUUAACAAUUGAUAAUUUAUUAAUAAAUACGACAAAUUAGUGAAAAAAAAUGGAAAUUUUAAAUCUAUUUUAAUUUUAUGAUUGAUUUCGCUUUGGAAAUGAUUAAUUUAUUUCUGACAGGUGUUUUUAUUUCUCCCUUUUUUGAUAAUUCUAUUGUUGAACUGUUCCAAACAAUAUUUCUUGUUAUAUUUAGUUCUAGAAUGCACAUGUUAUUUUCAUUUUGUUGUUUUAUGGCGUUAUAAAAUGUUUGUUUAACAUUAAAAAUUCUUGUGAAUGAAUUUUUCAGAAAAAUUCUAAUUCCUUUUGUAUGUAUUAAAAAAAAUAUAAACUUUUCUUCCAUUUCAUUCACGCUUAAACAUAUUUCAUUUUUAAUAACUCAAUAAAUUGUAAAAUAAGCAUUGUUUACGCUAUCAUUCACAAAAAAAAAUCAAUCUAGUAAUGAUUAGUAUUAAAAUUUUACCAUAUGUUGUUUUAAUUUCUAGCCAAGCCAAUCAAUUUGUACAUAUAUAUAACUUUUUUAAAAAGUGUGCAUGUUACUAAAUUAGUUAAUAGAUAAAAAAAAGGAAGGAGGUCGGAGACGCUCAAACCAGAUAAAUAUAAAAUUGUUUUUGUACAAAGAAAACAAAUCUUUGAAACAAAAAAAAUUUCUCUUUUUGCGUAAAAUAAAAAAUAACAUUUGCUCGAAAAUAUAGUUCAAGGCCUAUGUAACCUACACUGUUAGUUGUAAUUAUAAAAAAAAAAGUGUUGAAUAUUUAAUAUCAAUACUAAUUAGGCCUUCGAAAAUGUAUGUGCGCAUAUUUCCAUGUAAAAUGUAUGUAAAAUUUUGUAUUAUUCAGUCAAAAUAUUUAGAAUAAAAUAAUCACGAUAUUUUUUAA